AUGACGGCACGCUUGAGUCGAACAUGGAAAGAAUUAACCACAAAAACCAAAGACGCUAUUAUACAUCACGAACACACUUGGAAAAAUUGGGCGGGUAAUCAACAAUCCACCCCAAAGAAAAUCUUUCGUCCUGUAAAUUUACAUGAUUUGCAAAAAAUUGUGAAAGAAGCAAAAGAAAAUAAUGAAAAAAUUCGUUGUGCUGCUGCGGGGCAUACCUGGAGUAGUUUAAGCGUAACUUCGGGAUAUUUGGUGAUUAUGGAUAAUGUGAAUUCGGUUGAGAUUAAGUACAAUAAUCAUUUGAAAAGCUGGACGGCCACCGUCGGGGCUGGUAUCUACCUGAAAGAUCUCGAUAAGGUACUCCGUAAACACGAUCCUCCGUUGGCUCUUGAUUCUUGCGUAGUAUUGAACACGGUAACAGCAGGAGGCAUUGUAGCGACCGGAUGCCAUGGAGCAAAGUGUGCUAAUUCGAAUAUUCCGGAUAAAGUUGUGUCACUUCAAAUUGUCACCGCUGACGGUGAAUUAAGGGAAUUUUCCGAUGACAUUGACAAAGUGGAGAUGAGUGCCGCCAGAAUUAAUUUGGGUCUCCUGGGAAUAAUUUACCAGUUGACAUUCGUCGUAGAACCAAUGUUCAACAUUCGGAUGAUCGAUAUUUUCGACCCGUUGGUGACUUCUUGGAACGCACCAAACCUAAAAAACCUGGUUAAUUCAUCUGAUUCUAUCGAAGUAUUUUACUGGCAAUUCAAUAACCCAGGUUUCGGGGCUGAAAACGAUAGAAUUUGGAUAAAGCAAUUUUUGCGUACAGAAGACAUGGCCACUGUGAGUGCAACUGAUGAAAAAGUGAAAAAUAUGUUUCAAACUUUGGAAUUGGAGUUUGGAGAUCAUUUAUUCGAGUUUAUGGCCAAAGUACCAGAAUCUACACCGUUCGUAUCGCAUCUUUUGUUCGAGGCUGGGAUUGAUCACCGUGCCGAUCAAAUUUUAGAGGCACCAGAUGCCAUCCAUUGGCGGGCUGGUAUUGACGCUGUACCGUGUAUGGAUAUGGAAUUUGCCAUCAAGCUUGAUAAAGAUUUUCAUAUUGCAAUCGAAGAAUUUAAUCAUGUUAUCAAAAGGGUCUAUGAAUAUGCAGAAAAGAAAAAAUAUCCGAUGAACAUGUCUAUGGAAUUCCGAAUCAAUAAAUCCUCUCGGGAUCUUCUCGCUCCCACCUAUGACCCUGAUCCGGACACCUACUUCUUCCUUUUGGAAAUACUUUCUGUCAAUGGCACAAAGGAUUUUCAAGAAUUUUCAAUAGAACUUGCUCAACGAUGGAUGAGUAAAUACCAUGCUCAACCACAUUGGGCAAAGUUAUGGGAACAUGUGCCGGACAUUAUACCGUACGUUCGGAAAAGUCUUGGGAAGAGAAGGAAGAUAUUCGAAGAAGUCAGGAAAAAAUACGAUCCGAAGCAGAUGUUUUUUGAUAAUGAAACCAUGAAAAAGAUUUUGAUAGGGUAA
Acaulospora morrowiae is the source of this 1485-nucleotide messenger RNA. The record is from the annotation of a GenBank genome assembly. NCBI's taxonomy places the organism in Eukaryota, Fungi, Glomeromycota, Glomeromycetes, Diversisporales, Acaulosporaceae.